AUGAAGAGAAUAAGAAUAACACGAUCACCCCUCGAAAAUAAUAAGAUUCGAAAACAAGUGCAUUUAAGCCAUUUCAUCGAGAUUCUGCCCCAUGAAAUUAUCAUACAGAUUUUGGGCCUUCUUACCAGGAUGGAUCUCAUAGCAUUGUCUCAGGCAUCGCGUGCGCUGCGGCGAGUUUUCAUGCCUUAUCUGCUUGCACAUGUCAAGAUCUCAUGGAAGGAUUUAGUGGCAAACUGGGCCCAAUACCGGACGCUGGUACCGAUAGACUCUACACAUCUGAUAGAAUCGGUACGGUUGAUUAAUUGCUGUUCCAAAAAUGAGUGGACUUUCCCAUUUGCGGAUCUGUUUUCAUCCGUAAAGCUGCCGAAUUUGAAAAGCCUUGAAUUUCCUACAUCAGGCUCCACCAGCUACCUCAAAUAUUCAAGUAUGGGUUCGCACCUUGUGACGUUGAAAGUCUGUUCGAAGAAGCCGGGUUCGGUCUUCAGCCUUGAACAUGUCAAACCAUUUGAUAGCUUGAAACAGCUGACCUUGCAAGAUUACGAGAUUCAAGCAUUUGAAGAAAAUACUGAAUGGUGCCCCUAUCUGAGUGUAUUAGAGCUUAUAGAUUGCAGUUGGUGCUAUCCGUUCCAGCUGGAAAAUUUUGGUCACAAGAAAAUUACGAAACUGAAACUAGAUUACUCCAGUGCUUUCAUAAUCAGUGAGAGGUUCAAAAUGUUCUUGAAUAAUCCAAAUUUUGAUAACCUAAAUCAUCUUGAGAUUACUAACAGUGCGAGUAAUUUGAAGCUCACUUUAUCAGUUCACAUUAUGAGGCUCAUAGAGUCUAUCCCAGCACUCAAAACUCUGAAGCUCGAAGGCAAUGUUUAUAACGAGACGCUCCAGAAUUUCACAUCUUCCGAUUUGGAUAAUUGUCUGAAAUUCGUGGCUUUGAAUGACGUCAAAGUUUUCUACUCUACCUUUAUACCAAAAUUGUAG
Molecule: messenger RNA, 972 nt
Organism: Torulaspora delbrueckii
Lineage: Eukaryota; Fungi; Ascomycota; Saccharomycetes; Saccharomycetales; Saccharomycetaceae
Product: F-box protein
Exons: 1
Coding region: 1-972 (323 amino acids)
Molecular function (GO): protein binding
Source: RefSeq, a predicted model, not a curated record